UCCGGGUUACCAGUACGGAACUUCCUGUGCGGCGCAAGAGCUGGUUUGGGUUUCAAAUCACUGUAGGCUGAUAAGACACGGCUUUGCUCCAACAGGUUUAAUAAAGCCGAAAAGCAACCGUUUUAUAGUGGGGGGUACAAAUCUUAAGCAGUUGUUGUCUAACAGCGGGAGAGUCGGUCGAGUUUUAAUGUUUAUAUGCCGAGAUCCCCGGUAGCCCUCCGACCUGUGUCGUUUCGCUAGCGAGAGGACAUCUUGUGGUGACCGUUUCGCUACGCUUAUCCCUAAAAUAGCCGCAAUACCGGUUCAUCCCGGUGCUGAAAUCAGGAGGCUGCAUAUGAUCAGUUGGUGAACUCUGUCACACUUUCUCCCCUAGGUCUUACUCCGACACCUCUGGAAGCGGCCUGCAGAGCCACUGAGGAAUGCCAUUGAUGGAUCACUGUGGGCCGGACACGAGGGACUACAGGGCCCGCCCAGGAAAGUUUUCACACUGGAGAGAGGCCAAGGGCAACGGCCUGGCUCACAGCAGCCGAUCCUUCCACUCUGACAGGGGCAGACUCGCGCUGAUGAAUCAUCGGAGUGCUCCUCCAGGCCCUUACCACAGGUCUGCUGCCCAGUGGAGACCUCCACAGCUGGGGUCGUUUCACGGGCAUCUGCCCCAGCCGCGACACCAUUCCCCAGAGCCCUACCAAGGCCCCAGGAGGGACUUUUCCCCAAGGCCGGCGCAUGCACACCCCGCCCCACGCAGGCUGUCCCCUUCCGGGGCAGCGCAUGGAGCCCCAGCCCUCAGGAGACCUUCCCCCAGAGCAGCCUUCCAAGGAUCUCAAGGCAGCCGGAGACCUGCUUCUCCAAGGCACUUCCACGGACACCCCUACGAAAGAAGACCCGGGUUGCCCCCUGUUCCCCGUGGGAGGGCUCUCUCCCGUGAGCAAGAUGGCGACGGGUGGCCCCGAGGAGUGGAGCACCACAGGGGCCGCUACCAGGGUGUAGCCCCUGGAGCAGGCAGGAGUCCCAGCCCCAGGGGUGGCCGGGAGGGGCCUAGAGCAAGAUCUUUCGAUCGCUACGCACAGGGAGAGGGAUGGAGCGGGGAGGAAGACUUCCCCUACAAUCACUCCGGAGGACGGAGGUAUUCUGCAGAUUUCAGAAAGCACGGCGAGGUAAUGGAAGGCAGAAACGUGGAGUGGGAUGACGGAGCACGCCCGUACAGGUCCCCAAAAUGGAAAGCGGGCCACUCUCCGCCUAGGUGCCACACGGCGAGGGCCGCAGACCCAAGAAGGGAGGGACAUCGACCGCUCAAAAGGCGGCAUCACGAAAGAUCUUCCUCCUCUUCAGCAGCAGCAAGCGAGCACAGUCCCCAGCGCCAGAGAAGGGAGACGCCAGAGCCCUGUAAGAAGUCAAGGAGCUGUGGAAGUAGGGAGGAAGAAAGCAGGUCGGUCCCCUCGCAGAAUAAAGAGAAGAUCCAGCUCAAGGGGAGGAAGAGCAGCAGGCUGGCAGAUGCCAGUCAGAAGGCUUCACCAGAGGAGCCCGUGGCUGGAGAGAAGGUGUUCAAGAAGCUUGACAAGGCUCUCGGGAAAGAUGCCACCUCCAGGCUUUCCGUCGCCAAGCAGAAGACGACAAGCGAGCUGGGAAGCGAUGCCGAUUCCUUGAAAAUGCAGCGCAGGAAGACCCUCAAAGUGAAUAGUCAGAAUAAACAGCCUUACAAGCAUCCCGAAAAUUCUACAUCGGAUGAAGACUUAAUGGGAACGGAGACUCUAACAAUCAAGGUGGACACAAGACAUUCGUUGACCAAAAGCAGCUCCUCUUCCCACUCAGACAGACAGCUCUCCCGGGAUUUGGUUGCUAUCUCCAGUGGAGGCUUGGAGUCCCCCGCUGGGGUAAAGUCUGGGUCCUGGGGAAGAAACGCCUCUAAGAAUCAAACAGAGAGCUAUAUCAGGCAUGAGAAUAUAACUUUAAACGAGCGGUUCACCAAGCUUCAGGACGCAAAGGCAACAGGUCAGGGUGAAAGGAGACAUUAUACUGGACUGAAGAUUCAAAGGCAAAUUGAGCUCCUGCCGGAGAUUCAUAAAAAGCUGAGACUGGUGAAAACCAUUGGAUCAACUCAGCAGAGCACUUUCAGCUCGGAUGACUACAAUCAGAAGCCCUCUCCCUUCGUGAAGAAACCUCUUGUGGACAACCCUGGACAUGUGCGACACCUGAUGCCUAAACUGCCGUUGCGCCCAUCUGUGCAGCAGAAUCCUGUGUUCAAGAAGAGCCUUGGCAUCCAGUCCAAGUACAGGAACCUGCAGAGUUUGCGCCAGCAGGGAGCCCACAUCCGAAGCUCAGGAUACCGCAGGUGGUGAGGGCUCUUGGGGCUAUCCAGAAAGAAGCCUGCACAUCAGCAUGAGGGAACAUCUCUGUCAUGCAUCUAGGAGUUCAUUGCGCUGGGUAACAUUAAUAAAGAGACACUGCAUUGUCCUGGUGCCCUAGAGAUGUCAGAAAGUGCCAUAUGCAGAAGAAUGGUGAGAAAUGGAGGCACAGACGGUGUUCUUAAUGGAGUACCUUUCACUGUGCACUACUGCUCUUCCGUUUAACUGCAGGAUUUCCCUACAUCAUAAACUGGUGGAGCCUCUGAUCCUAUCGGGAUUUCCUGUUUGUUAAGUUGUUUAAAAAGUGAGAGUUGCGUGCAUAUUAUCUUAAUCAUGUUGGCCUUUUAUCAUCCUGUCUUUUUUUGUAUUAAUUUUAUGUUAUUAAAAAUGAAUGACUGUU
Lepisosteus oculatus (spotted gar) is the source of this 2742-nucleotide messenger RNA. RefSeq names its product BCLAF1 and THRAP3 family member 3. The record is from RefSeq and is a predicted model, not a curated record. Gene Ontology annotation, cellular component: mediator complex. Lineage: Eukaryota; Metazoa; Chordata; Actinopteri; Semionotiformes; Lepisosteidae. Gene Ontology annotation, biological process: positive regulation of transcription by RNA polymerase II. Gene Ontology annotation, molecular function: DNA binding; transcription coregulator activity.